Molecule: messenger RNA, 2498 nt
Organism: Botrytis cinerea B05.10
Lineage: Eukaryota; Fungi; Ascomycota; Leotiomycetes; Helotiales; Sclerotiniaceae
Exons: 3
Coding region: 314-2278 (654 amino acids)
Biological process (GO): transmembrane transport
Molecular function (GO): transmembrane transporter activity
Source: RefSeq, a predicted model, not a curated record
GAAUUCACUCCUACUUCAUCUUCUGCAUCUCCUUCAUUGAACUUCUUGCACUCUUCUUAAUAUGAUAAUAUGAUAUUCUCUUGAACUAUUAUCGAAAAAGAUCAACUAAUUUUUUGCUUUUCUUUUCGGACAUUUUUAUACGAGGCAUUCUCAUUAGUGUUUUUGAUACCAGGUCUAGAGUGCGGGGGGAACGAAAAGUCCUAGAAGCUCUUAGAUUCACUGCUUUGACAACUAGUUCUAGCCCUGUUUUUAGUAUCCAUCUUAUCAAUCGAUAAUCUUUUUUAUCAAGAAAUAUUAAAUAAUACAAAAUUAAAUGGCGGGUGGUAUUCAUACGCCAACCUCCAGUGACGGAAAGGUCAUACUGGAGUCCGACCUAUCUUCACAAUCAUCCAAACAUGGCGAUGCAGGAUCUCACCUCGAAAAUCCUAGUACUCAACCUCCCCGUGCAAACCGUGUAGCACGUUUCCCAUCCGGUGACAAUGAAAAUGCAGUAACGAAUGUCAGAGAGUCCGACAAAAUCGAAAUUAGCGAAGAAGAUUGCUGGGGCCAAUUGGGAUAUUCUUUUCCUUCCUGGAAAAAAUGGAUGAUUCUGUCGGUUAUUUUCAUGGUCCAGGUUUCUAUGAACUUCAAUACUAGUUUAUACUCAAACGCCAUUGGUGGCAUCGUCGACGAAUUUGGUGUCAGCGCACAAGGUGCAAGAGCUGGUGCUAUGAUUUUCUUGGUGCUAUAUGCAUUCGGUUGUGAAUUGUGGGCUCCGUGGUCUGAAGAACUGGGUCGCAAACCUAUUUUACAAGCUUCCCUAUUCUUGGUCAACAUCUGGCAAAUUCCUGUUGGAAUUGCUCCCAACUUUGCCACUAUCAUGGUUGGCCGUGCGCUUGGUGGUCUCUCAUCGGCAGGUGGUUCCGUUACUUUGGGCAUGAUUGCCGAUAUGUGGGAAUCAGAUGAUCAACAAUAUGCCGUUGCAUUUGUAGUGUUCUCAUCUGUCGGUGGAAGUGUUUUGGGACCCGUUGUUGGUGGUUUCGUCGAGGCUAAUCUGGCUUGGAGAUGGAAUAUCUGGAUUCAACUCAUCUUCGGCGGUGCCGUACAACUUCUUCAUUUGGUUCUUGUACCUGAGACUAGAUCGACCAUUAUGAUGGAUAGAAUCGCCAAGAAGAUGCGAAAGAGUGGUGAAAACCCAAACAUUUACGGUCCAAACGAAAUCACGCCAUUCAAGGAGCGAUUCUCCGUUAAAGAGACCUUGAUUACUUUCAUCAGACCUUUCAAGAUGUUCUUGACAGAGCCAAUUGUCUUAACCUUGAGUUUGUUGUCUGGAUUCUCUGAUGCACUUAUCUUCAUGUUCAUUCAAUCCUUUGCUCUUGUUUACAAACAAUGGGGCUUUGGAACUGUCGAACUUGGUCUCUCUUUCCUUCCUAUUCUUGUCGGAUACUUCAUCGCUUGGUUUGCAUUCAUUCCCGCCAUCAAACGCAACAUCAAACAACGCGCCAACAAACCAGACGAUGAACACGCUCAAUUCGAAUCUAGACUUUGGUUUUUGCUCUACACGGCACCAUGCUUACCAAUUGGCCUUAUUGGUUUUGCCUGGACUUCUACAGGUCCACCAAUCCAUUGGAUUGGUUCAUCAAUUUUCGCAGCGAUUGUCGGUAUUGCCAACUAUAGUAUCUACAUGGCGACGAUUGAUUAUAUGAUUUGUGCCUAUGGACCAUAUUCAGCUUCUGCUACAGGUGGAAAUGGAUGGUCAAGAGAUUUCUUAGCAGGUGUUUUGACCAUUCCUGCUACCCCCUUCUUCCAGAACAUGUCAUCCGACCCAUCUCUCUCACUUGCCUACGCCUCUACCAUUCUUGCAUGUAUUUCCUUCGUCCUUGUGAUCGCCGUCUAUGUCAUUUACUGGAAAGGACCUGUUCUCCGCAAACGCUCUCCUUUCGCCCAACAGCUAUCUGACGCCAAAGCUGCCCACAAUGAAGUAGUUCACGAGAAAGGAACCCACAUCGGUGAAGGAUCAACAGCGGUAGAUGGCACUCAUCUGUCAAGAAUGCCAACCGGAGCAAGAGCAAGAAGUUUCGCUCGCAGUCAACAAGAUCUACGAGUAAGACAAAACACGGGAAGCAGACCGCAAAGUACGCAUGAGAAGAGUAAUCCAAAUAGUAGGGCAAACUCCAGGGCAAACUCUAGGGCAAACAGUCCAGUCAGGAGGGAGGUGGCGGAAGCAAAUCAUGCAGCGGUGAUUCGGGAAGCGAUGAACCAUGAACGAAAUGACUUGAAUGAGAAGAGUAUGGUUUAGAAGUAGAAGGUAAUCAGAUGAAAGCAAUGAAGGCUGCUAAUGAUGGGUAAUGUCACAAUGGCAUUUCGGCGUUCGGUAUCGAUAUCCUAAGUUAAUCGCAUUUAUAAGCAGUGGAGUUUGAAAGGAGCCAAUGAUGGGAGAGGAGGAAAAUAGGAUUGUAUAGAAAUGAUGGUACCCAAGAUGGUAGAUAAGUACACGAAUAAAUGAAUAAAUGAAAUCA